Molecule: messenger RNA, 1314 nt
Organism: Merops nubicus (carmine bee-eater)
Lineage: Eukaryota; Metazoa; Chordata; Aves; Coraciiformes; Meropidae
Product: polyadenylate-binding protein 1
Exons: 9
Coding region: 16-1314 (432 amino acids)
Cellular component (GO): ribonucleoprotein complex; nucleus; cytoplasmic stress granule
Molecular function (GO): poly(A) binding; mRNA 3'-UTR binding; poly(U) RNA binding
Source: RefSeq, a predicted model, not a curated record
CGAGCUUUGGAUACCAUGAACUUUGAUGUCAUUAAAGGCAAACCAGUGCGCAUCAUGUGGUCUCAGCGCGAUCCAUCUCUACGCAAAAGCGGCGUGGGAAACAUUUUCAUCAAAAACUUGGACAAAUCAAUUGAUAACAAAGCUUUGUACGACACUUUUUCUGCUUUUGGAAACAUCCUGUCUUGUAAGGUGGUAUGUGAUGAAAAUGGAUCCAAGGGUUAUGGAUUUGUACAUUUUGAGACACAAGAAGCUGCAGAAAGAGCCAUUGAAAAAAUGAAUGGGAUGCUGCUUAAUGACCGCAAAGUAUUUGUGGGAAGGUUUAAGUCCCGCAAGGAACGUGAGGCAGAGCUUGGAGCCAGAGCAAAGGAAUUCACCAAUGUUUACAUCAAGAACUUUGGAGAAGACAUGGAUGAUGAGAGACUUAAGGAACUCUUUGGCAAGUUUGGUCCUGCCCUAAGUGUGAAAGUUAUGACUGACGAGAGUGGAAAAUCGAAAGGCUUUGGCUUCGUUAGUUUUGAAAGACAUGAAGAUGCCCAAAAAGCUGUAGAUGAGAUGAAUGGGAAAGAGCUUAAUGGGAAACAAAUCUAUGUUGGCCGGGCGCAGAAAAAGGUGGAAAGACAGACGGAGCUGAAGCGCAAGUUUGAACAAAUGAAGCAGGACAGGAUCACCAGAUACCAGGGUGUAAACCUUUACGUGAAAAAUCUUGAUGAUGGCAUUGAUGAUGAGCGCCUUCGAAAAGAGUUCUCCCCAUUUGGUACAAUCACAAGUGCAAAGGUCAUGAUGGAAGGUGGGCGCAGCAAAGGAUUUGGAUUUGUAUGCUUUUCCUCGCCAGAAGAAGCCACCAAAGCUGUCACAGAAAUGAAUGGUAGAAUUGUGGCUACCAAACCAUUAUACGUAGCUCUCGCCCAGCGUAAAGAAGAGCGCCAAGCCCAUCUCACCAACCAGUAUAUGCAGAGAAUGGCAAGUGUAAGAGCAGUACCCAAUCCUGUCAUCAACCCUUACCAACCAGCACCUCCUUCAGGUUACUUCAUGGCAGCUAUCCCACAGACUCAGAACCGUGCCGCAUACUAUCCUACUAAUCAGCUUGCUCAACUUGCUCGACCUAGUCCUCGCUGGACUGCUCAGGGUGCCAGACCUCAUCCAUUCCAGAACAUGCCUGGUGCUAUCCGCCCAGCAGCACCCAGACCCCCAUUUAGUACCAUGAGACCAGCUUCUUCACAAGUUCCACGAGUCAUGUCAACACAACGUGUUGGUGAGUUUCAUUUAUGCAAACUUCAAGUGUUAGAUUUCUUUUCUAAUUUUGCUGAUUCAUAA